GGAUCCUUCCUGGUUAUCCCUCCAAGAAUUCCCAGGAUUCCCCCUGGGAUUAAACCCCCAUUAUCCCCCCUGGAAUUCCCAAGAUUCCCCCUGGAAUUCCCCCUGGAAUUCACCCCCUGCAUUCCCUGGGAUGCUUCCCCCGGGAUCCCCCUGGAAUUCCCGAGAUUCCCCCCGGGAUUGACCCCGGGAUCCUCCCCCUGGAAUUCCUGGGAUUCCCCCUGGAAUUCCUGAGAUCCUCCCCCUGGAAUUCCUGGAAUUCCCCCCGGGAUCAACCUCCCAUUCCCGCCAGCAUUCCCGGGAUUCAUCCCCCGUUAUCCCUCCAGAAUUCCCAAGAUUCCCACCGGGAUUGACCUCCCAGUAUUCCCUUCAUCUUCCCAGGAUUCCCACUGGGAUUAAACCCCCCCCAUUCCUCCUGGAAUUCCCAAAAUUCCCACUGGGACAAACCCUGGAGCCCCCCUGGAAUUCCCUCUGGAAUUAACCCCCCUUCUCCUCCUGGAAUUCCCAAAAUUCCCUCCACCAACCCCCCCAUUCCCUGGGAAUUCCCAAGACUCCUCCCAAGGAUUAACCCCCUGGAAUUCCCGAUAUUCCUUCCAGGAAAAAUCCCAGGAUUAACCCCCCCAUUCCCUGGGAAUUCCCUCUGGAAUUAACCCCCCUCUUCUCCUGGAAUUCCCAAAAUUCCCACUGGGAUUAACCCCGGGAUUAACCCCCUCAUUCUCCAGGAAUUCCCUCUGGAAUUCCCAAAAUUCCCACUGGGAAAAACCCCAGGAUUAACCCCCCCAUUCCUCGGGAAUUCCCUCUGGAAUUAACCCCCCUCUUCUCCUGGAAUUCCCAAAAUUCCCUCCAUCAACCCCCCCAUUCCCCGGGAAUUCCCAACACUCCUCCCAAGGAUUAACCCCCCCUGGAAUUCCCAGUAUUCCUUCCGGGAAAAACCCCAGGAUUAACCCCCUUCUUCUCCUGGAAUUCCCAAAAUUCCCACUGGGAUAAACCCCAGGAUUAACCCCCCCAUUCCCUGGGAAUUCCCAACACUCCUCCCAAGGAUUCACCCCCCCUGGAAUUCCCAGCAUUCCCAUGGAAUCCCAGUGCGACUAUUCCAUGUAUUUCCCGGCCGUGCCCUUCCCGCCCCGGGAAUUCCUGGCGGGAGAAUCCGGAGGGUACCGGGCCCUUCCCCGCCGGAAUCACCUUUAUCUGGGAGAGACCGUCCGCUUCCUGCUGGUGCUCCGCUGCCGCCCCGGGAAUCCCGGGAAUUCCGGGAAUCCCGGGAACUCCGGGAACUCCGGGAAUUCCGGGAAUAACCCCCCUCGGACCCCCUGGGCCGAACUGGCCACUUCUUUGUCCGCCUUGGCCACGGUGGCUCCCGGAGGAGCCUCCGGGGAUUCCUCGGGAAUUCCUCGGGAUGGGGACGGAGGAGUCGGGAACGACGACGAGGGGGAGAACCCGGAGAAUCCCGGGGUUUUCCGGGAAUGCCGAGCGCUCCUGACCCACAGCAAGGGACCCCCCGGCUGUCCCGGGGCCGGGGUGGGUGACGGAGGGAACGGCGGGAAUUCCGGGAAUGUCGGGAGUGGCGGGAUAGGGGUGGAGGUGGGAAUGGGGAGUCGGUGGUUUUUUGGGAAUUCCGAGUGUUCCCGGUGGAAAAUCUGGGAUUCUUGGAGUGUCCUGGGACUGGGAGGGGUGGUAGACAGGAUACUGGGAAUAUUGGGAAUUUUGGGAAUGUUGGGAUAGGGAUGG
Corapipo altera (White-ruffed manakin) is the source of this 1725-nucleotide messenger RNA. RefSeq lists its product as uncharacterized. The record is from RefSeq and is a predicted model, not a curated record. Gene Ontology annotation, biological process: cilium assembly. Gene Ontology annotation, molecular function: alpha-tubulin binding. The transcript has 3 exons. Gene Ontology annotation, cellular component: TRAPPII protein complex. Lineage: Eukaryota; Metazoa; Chordata; Aves; Passeriformes; Pipridae. Bases 1069 to 1719 code for a protein of 216 amino acids.